GUCACUCACACUCACACACAAACAUUUCUCAACUACGGUUUUCGCGGUAGGAAGCGUUGAUGAACUUAAAUUCUUUUGAUAUUUUAAAAUUAACUAUUGGAUUACUAAUAUUAGUGUCUCGAAUGGGAUUUAAGGACCUCUACUGUGUGCACUAGUGAUUUCUUGUAUAACUGUGUUGUAAUAAUAGAGAUUGGUAGAACUGAACAAUAAUGGCGCGUGUGUGACUUCCUCAGCUCCUUUCGCGUAACAAAAUAGGACUUUGUUCAAACGAUAAAUAGACGCUGCAGAUUAAAGGUAUUAUUUCAGCAAAUAGACGCCGAUUGCAUUGUGAAAAUAAUAUAAGUUCGUGACCAAGUCCCGCAGGUUCCGUGAAAAUAAGGAAACCAAGUUUUCGAUAUAUUCGUAUGAAGUAUGUAACACAACCUCUAUCACCCUAGAUUGCAAAUUGAGGAUUGUCGGACGGCUACUUAUCAUUAUAUUACGGUGAUGCUGUAAUAAGGUCCACAAUGGAUGAUACUGAUGAGAACUGCGUCGGCAGUCAUAGCACAACUCCUUCGAAGGCGGGUGUAAAGCCAAAGAGGCGUUCAUUGAUUGAAAGAGAGUUGGAGACUACUCUGACAGCUCGAGUGACAUCUCCAGUGACCACCGGUGAAGCUGCGGGCAGCACCAGUCGCUAUGGGCGGUCCCGGAGACUGAAGACUGAUCCAGAACCCAUCAAAAUUGAAAUAACAACACCCAACACUUCCCCCGUGCGCAAAACACAGGCCCCCGGCUCAAUUGAAACUAAACCCAACGAAACCUCCACUGACUCAAAAAAGAUUGACAUUACCAUAGAGACUAUUCAAACCAAUAAUAUCUCAUUAAGCCGUUUUGGAUCCGAAGGCAGUGCAUCUAAAUCACCCAUGAAUAAAAAUAAGGUUUACGUCAAGAAAGACCUUAUACAAAACCAGGUGAAGAAAGAAACAUUUUCUCCUACGGAAAAUAUGCCUUCAUCAGCUAAAAAGGCUCGACCAUCUAAUAAGACUCAUUUGAACCUCGUGCUAGAAAGGUCAAUGGAAGAGAAUGGCUUCAACAAGCCUGAUCAAAAUGACAAGAAGAAGCAAAAUGGAUUUCCCGAAACUUUAUCAGUAGUGAAAACCCUCAAUUUUGAUGGAGGUAUUAAAGUGAAGAAAGAAGAAUACAAAAAAGAAGCACCAUUGUCAAAGAGUGAGAUAUUUGAUAGAGAAGCUAAAUGUGUAUACCAGGUUGGAGACUUGGCAUGGGCUAGAGUGGGGACAUACCCAUUUUGGCCUUGCAUUGUCACAAGAGACCCAUACAGUGAUACAUUUGUGAAGAAGAAGUUAUUUGGGAGAGUGGAGAGGGAUGUGAUCCACGUGACAUUCUUUGGGGACAACGGUCGUCGCGGCUGGAUCGUGGACAACAUGCUGCGCAAGUUCUCCGGACUACAGGAGUUUGAGGACACCAGGUCGCAUUUCACACCCGAGAGCAAAAGGAAAGACCCAAGAUACUAUGCAGCAUUCUUUGUAUCGGACAAGAAACGAUCCAAAUGGAACAUCUCAGUUCAAGAGGCAGAAACUAUUCAGAAAGAGCCGAAGAGACUUAGAAUAGACGCACUUUAUGAUCUAAUACACAAAAUCAGAGGCACCAAAAUGACCCCCAAACGUCAAAGAAGUAACAAAGUUACUAGAACAGACAGUGAUGUGUCUUUAAGCGAGAGUCUGUAUGAUACUUUAUUCUCAGAAGAUGACACAAAGGAAGACCCAGACAAUUCUAUGAGAAGGUUGAGAAAGACAUCUCUUGAUGUGUCCGAAGUAGUGACUGCUUGUCUUGAUAACAUGGCUGCGAAAACGGGCAUAUCAAUGAUACAGAAACAAUCGCACAUGGAUAUCUGGCUACAGAAAGCCAAGUCCAAAACUCCUGAGAAGCCACCAACCAAGUUAUUUACUCCUAUAAAAAACAUAAUAAAAGAUAUAUCAAGACAUACAAGUAAAAAAGCCAAAAAGACAAUCUCAAAAGAGAAUACGCCACAGAAGAAUUAUAAUUUACGGAGAUCGUUUGCCAAUUCGAGUGACAUUGAUAAUUUGAGCUCUAUAAGAAUAAUGACCGCAUUACAAAUGCAUGAACAUGAUUAUUCUAAAUCAGCUAAAGAAGAAAUAACAGUCCCUGAAAAUGAUUCAACUAAAAAGGAAACCGAAACGGAAAAUAAAGAUAAAUCUUUCAGUGAUGUUGGCUCCAUAACUAGAGUUGAAACUCUUACUGAUAUUUUUGAUCAUAGUAAUACAAUUAAAGAAUCGACUCUUGACAUUGAAAUGACUGUAGCAACAGAUGACAUUGUUGUCUCAGAUUCAGUAAAUAACAUAAAGAGUGAAGAAAGCACAGAUAAUUUGGCAGACUAUAAACAAACUCCAAUGGAUGUUGAUCCAGUCGACUCAUCAAAAGAUAUCGCGAAAGAUUUUGCUGCUGAUGAAGAAAAUAAAGAAGCAGACAAUGAUCUAAAUAUUAAAAUUGAAGAGUUAGAGGGCAGCCAUUUAACAGAAGAUAAAGAUUCAGAAGAAAAAAGCCUCGCUUCUAAAAAAAAAACUCGAAAAUACAAUUUACGCCUCAGACACUCUUUCCAAGAUAUAAGUGACAACAAUGAACAAGUUAACAAAGUUGAGGAAAGUGACAUAAAUAGCAAAUUGUUGUCAGAUCAAGAGCCAACUUUAUCCGAACUUGUCACCAAGGAAUCUAAAGAAGAAACAGGCUACAUAAAUUUUAAUGGUGACCUGAAUCAUGAAACAAACAAAAACCAAACCGAACCCACACUAAAUGGUACUUAUCAUAGUGAAAGCCUAGAUAUCAUUUCAAAAGAAACUAUUGUGGAACCAGUCAAUACUACAGUGGACAAUGAUAAAAUUUACCAAUCAGAUGCAUCAGUUAAGGAGUUUCAAGUUAAUGGAAUCGAUAUUAAUGGUACCGAAAUUCCACUUCAAGAAAAGACUACAACAGUCCAGUCAGAAAAAAACGACAGUGAGCCUGCAGAGGAAAAAAAUGACAAUAAUCCUGAGGGUGACGUGAAGAAAGAUAUUGCAGCCUCCAAGACUAAUAAAGAUGUAGAUUAUCAAAUAUCUGAAGAAAGUGAAAAGUUACCCGAAUGCAAUGGGUACUCAAGUCCAACUUAUACACAAGACUUUGAUGACAAUGAUGUUAUGAACGAGCAAAUAGGUGAAGAAUGUGAAAGUGUCAUCCGUGUCUCUAAAGUUACUGGUGACUUGAUUGACGUAAAUCCAAGCCCAACCUUCACAGAAGAUUUUGAUAUUAUUAUCGAACCUCAAGCAGACAAAGAAAGUGUAUGUACUUCCAGUAUUGAGAAAGAUUCAACUUCCCAUACAGAACCCGAGUGUGAAUCUAAAGAUGGCAAUGAGCACAAUCUAUAUGUAAACAAUGAAAUUGUGAAAGAGGAUACCUAUAACCUAGUGAAUAAUAAAACUGACAUUACAGAGGCUCCUAAAGAUUUAGAAAUUGAACAAACUAUACCCAUACCUACCAAUUUGGACCCUGACUUUGAAUCAAACGUUUGCAAUGAGCAGAGUAUAUCUGAAAACAGUAUAAUUGUUAAAGAAUGUGAUAACGAUAACAUCGUGAAUAAUCAAACUGACUUUACAGAGAGUACAUAUCAAAAUUCUACAAUAGGUGGAACCAUUGCUAUAGAUUCUCAUAAAGAACCUGAGGUUGAAAUAAAACAAUGCAAUGAGGAAAGGCAGACUGUAAACAAUGAAAUUAUGAAUGAAGAUAAUACAGAUAACUUAAUGAAUACUGAAACUGAAAAAAUAGUGCAUACCCAUAAUACUUCAACAAGUGAAGAAGCUAUGGAUACCACUGAGAGUAAUGCUAUCGGCAUGAGUCCAACUUUUACUGAAGGAUUUGAUAGUGAUGCUGAGUUCACUAAACCUACAGAAGAAUCUAAUAUUCAUGUAACGGAAAAGGUCGACAGUAAUAUUGAACAUCCAUCAGAAAGCAAUGGCUCUUUGAGUCCAACUUUUACACAAGACUUUGAAGGUAAGUUAUAUGAUGUUGAAGAUAAUGUAAUGCCAGUGAAGACCCUUAUAGAACUGGCAUCUGAUAACAAUAGUGUUGCCGAAAAUACAUCAUCGGAAAUCUCGGAAAGCUUCAGGAAACUUGAUGACGACUUUACUUCAUACAUUAAUGACGUCACAUGUUCUAUUGAUAAGCCUAAUAAAGAAACUAUGCCAGAUGUCUUAGAAAGUGGUAGUACUGUAAAUAAAACAGAAACAGGUGUUGACAAAAAUAACGUCACAAUAGUAAACGGUGAUGCUCAAGAUAAUGAAUCAAACUCAGUAAAGGAUACUUUUUUAGAUAAUCAGACAGAACAUUACGAUGAAUACGAACAUCUCAAAAUUACCGAAGUUAAUGACUUGAAAUCUGAUACCAUGUCUAUAGAUAGCACUAUUGAAGAUAAUUUACCAUUAGCAGCAAUUUCACAGCAGAAGUGUAAGGAAUCUGGAGACAAACGCUCUUUAAAUAAUACCAAUGAAAGGAGCCCCAAAAGCAAAACUAAGAAAAAGAUAAAAAUAAGCAGUGAAGUUAAGAAAGCUAAGUGCGAACCAGAAUUUUUAAAGUACUUAGAACUCCGUCGUGAUGCAAUAAUGGAUGAAUAUCCUGAAUUCACUGAUGAUGAAAUUGUAUCAUAUUUGUACAAGACUUGGGUAUAUGAAGAAGAUUUAAAAUCUGAUUCUGUCAAAAACGAUGAUAUUGAACAAUCUAAUCUAGUGAAAGGUCUAAGUAACGGCACAUCACAUAAGACGAGAAAAAUCAGAAUAAAACGAAAAGAAAAUAAAGAAUCAUGGGUGAUUGAAAAGGUUACAGAUUCAGAGUUUAGUUCUCAGACAGUAACUCCUGAACCAGUGUCCAAUGACAGUGAUUCAGAAGACGACAUUGCCAUAGCCAAAAUUGCAUCACCAGCUAAAGUUAAUGGUAUAAAAGAAUCAGUCCCAUGUAUAACCAAAAAAAUCUCAUCCAAAAGCACAAUUGAUUCAAAACAUAAAAGUGACACUGAAGAUUAUGACGAAUCAAUUGCUAAAAUAGAAAGUAAUCGCCCUAAGAAAAAAGCGAAAGUCAAAAUGGAUAUCGAUAAACAUGUUUCAAAGUCUGACUUAAAUGCGGCUAUGGAGGAUCCGGAGUUUGUUAAAUACCUAGAACUACGUCAAGAUGCGUUAUUUGAUGAAAAUCCACAUGUUAGCGUAGACGACAUUACACUAUAUUUGUACAAAACUUGGCUUUACGAAGAAGAGAAAAAAUCCGAGACUGUAAAAAGUGAUGAAAUAGAACAAUCGAAUCUCAUUAAAGGUCUUGGCAAUGAAACUUCAGUACAGCCGAAAAAAGUGAAAAAGCAUCUGAAAAUUGAAAAAGAAUAUGAAAGGAAUAUUGAAGAAAUCAUCCCGAAAUACAAACCAAAGCGCAAAGUUGCAAAGGCUUACUAUAACGAAAAUUAUAUGGACUUGGAAGAGGAGUUGGAAAUAUUUGAAAUAUUCAAGUUUAAAAACAAGAGCAAAAGCAAAACUCCUACUGAUGGGUCCAGCUUAAAUUCUGAACCAAUUUCUGAUCAAGUACCAGCAAACAAUGAAGAACAAUCGGUACCUACAAGUGAGGAAGUGGACACUGUAGCUCAACCAGAAGACGCAGACAUGGAAACUUGGUAUGACGAAGAAGAAUUUUUCUUCUCUGAAUUAACAAGAAUAAAACCAAACGUAUUUAAAGGCUUAGUUCGCGAAAGGGUAUGCGAAAUUUGCGAGAAAACCGGCAAUUUGGUGAAGUGUCGCGGCGCCUGUGCGGGAAUGUUCCAUGUAGAAUGCACCAAGAAAGAGGUGGAAGAGGUGUUAGCCGCGCAACAAGCCACCAAGGGAAGGAAGAAAAAGAAGCCAAGAGGGCGAAAACCAAAGAGUCUAGACGACUCAGAGAGCCAAAGUGACGAAAAGUCACAAACAGAAGACCAAAAUGAUAACGUAGACAACAUAGUGAUCGACGCCGCAACCUUGGAAACUGAGCUCGAAGCCAAAAUGAAAGACAUGCUCGAACAAGAAAACGAUGUCGAAUACGAAUCGAGCAAUUCGGACGACGAACUGAAAUGGGACAAAACUGUUGCUGGCAAGUGUGAAAUAGUCGAGGUCAAAUUAAAAGUAAAGAAGGAAGACAAAACCGACUAUUCCGAUUUCAAAUGCAACGACUGUCAAAAGUGCGACAUACCGUUAUGUUUCGUUUGUAAAGCGCCAGUCUCGCCUAAAAAUGGCGUCGAAACACGUCAAAAAUGUCAUCUGCAGCAUUGUCAUAAGUUCUACCAUUUGGAGUGCCUGGAGUUUUGGCCGCAAACGCAGUUUAACUCCGGAGAGCCUUCUAGAAGCAACAAGAAGAUAUCUGAACAUUACGAGGCAAUAACCUGUCCGCGUCAUGUCUGCCAUACGUGCGUCAGCGACGACCCUAGAGGCUGCAAGACUAGAUUCAGCGGCGACAAGCUGGCCCGGUGUGUGCGCUGCCCGGCCACCUACCACUCGUUCAACAAGUGUCUGCCCGCCGGCUCGACCAUACUGAGCGCCUCGCAUAUAAUAUGUCCGAGGCAUUAUGAGCACAGACCCGGCAAGGUCCCGUGCCACGUGAACACGGGCUGGUGCUUCAUCUGUGCGCUCGGCGGCACGCUCAUCUGCUGCGAGUACUGCCCCACGUCGUUCCACGCCGAGUGUCUGCACAUCGCACCGCCUGAAGGAAAUUACAUGUGCGAAGACUGUGAAACGGGACGACUGCCGCUGUAUGGCGAGAUGGUGUGGGUCAAACUGGGUCAUUACAGAUGGUGGCCCGGCAUAAUCCUACACCCGUGCGAGAUCCCGGACAACAUCAUGGCGGUGAAACAUUCUCAAGGAGAGUUUGUGGUGCGCUUCUUUGGACAGUACGACCAUUACUGGGUGAAUAGGGGCAGGGUGUUCCCGUUUCAGGAAGGUGACACCGGCAAGAUAUCUAGUCAGAAGUCUAAGAUUGACGAAGCAUUCACCAAGGCGAUGGAACACGCGCACAAAGCUUGCGAGAUAUUGAAAACCGCCCCACCAAACGAGGAAGAGCUAGCCGAAAUCCAAUCCUCCUACCUUCCCCCUCACUACGUGAAGCUCAAAGUGAACAAGCCAUGUUCCACGGCGGCGCUGAAGAGGACUGAUGAUGAGGAGAGCUCGCUCACUAGCUGCGAGUGCGACCCGCGAGAUGUCGCCCCGUGCUCCGUGUACUCGCACUGUCUUAACAGGUCAGUGAGUGAACUACAGAAGCUCAAAGUGAACAAGCCAUGUUCCACGGCGGCGCUGAAGAGGACUGAUGAUGAGGAGAGCUCGCUCACUAGCUGCGAGUGCGACCCGCGAGAUGUCGCCCCGUGCUCCGUGUACUCGCACUGUCUUAACAGUAGACAGCUACAGAAGCUCAAAGUGAACAAGCCAUGUUCCACGGCGGCGCUGAAGAGGACUGAUGAUGAGGAGAGCUCGCUCACUAGCUGCGAGUGCGACCCGCGAGAUGUCGCCCCGUGCUCCGUGUACUCGCACUGUCUUAACAGAAUGCUCCUAACCGAGUGCGGGCCGACAUGCCGCGCGGGCGAGCGCUGUCAGAACAGGAGCUUCGAGAAGCGCGUGUAUCCUAAAAUGGCCCCCUACCGCACCCCGCAUCGAGGCUGGGGGCUGCGGACUCUGGAGGAGAUUAAACAAGGCCAGUUCGUGAUAGAGUACGUGGGCGAGCUGAUCGACAUAGAGGAGUUCAAGCGGCGCAUGAAGCGACAGCACCACGUGCGAGACGAGAACUACUACUACCUCACGCUAGACAAGGACAGGAUGAUCGACGCCGGGCCCAAAGGGAACGUGGCUAGAUUCAUGAACCACAGCUGCGAGCCGAACUGCGAGACACAGAAGUGGACGGUGCUGGGCGACGUGCGCGUGGGGCUGUUCGCGCUCUACGACAUACCAGCGAACACGGAGCUGACGUUCAACUACAACCUGGAGUGCGCCGGCAUCGACAAGAAGCGCUGCAUGUGCGGCGCCAAGCGCUGCUCGGGCUACAUCGGGGCCAAGCCUAAACAGGAAGAAGCGCAACCAAAGAAAUCAAUGAACAUCAAUCCGAAAACCGGCAAAAGAACGUAUAACAAGAAACGAAAACCAGCGGAAGAAUCACCGAGCGCCAACAAACCCAAAGUGCCAAAGCCGAGGAAAGAGCGAACGAAACCAAAGGAACUCACAGAGAUAGAGAAAGAUCUUUUGAUAAUUAAGAACGCAACCAACGGGCUUAUGUCGAGCGAUUCUGAAUGCAGCGGUAGACUCAGCAGCUUAGACAGAGAGGAGAAGACUGCCAAAGAGGGACAGAAAGCUUUAAAAAGAAAAAGAGUCAGUUUUUCAACCGAAGAAAUCGUACUACACAACGGUGAUGUUGAAGCACCCAGUGUGAAAAAAAUGAAGCUAGAUGAAGAAGUCGGCGACUGAAUGUAAAGUUAAGUUGUGUUGAAUUUGACGGAUUUAAGGUUAGAUUUUAAGGUUCGUGUACAUAUAGGUUUAGUAUUGAGACUGUCGUGGACUGGUUUUCCAUUUUGACUUGUAUUGUGAAGGGUGUAAAGAUUAAGUUUGUGUAACGUAUACGAGAAUGGUAAUAAAAUAAUGCCCGGAAAGUAUGUAAAAUAAAAUUUAGUAAG
Molecule: messenger RNA, 8701 nt
Organism: Plutella xylostella (diamondback moth)
Lineage: Eukaryota; Metazoa; Arthropoda; Insecta; Lepidoptera; Plutellidae
Source: RefSeq, a predicted model, not a curated record